AUGCAUCCGCAAGCCUUCGCGCCCACAAACUACGCCUCACCUCCAGCUACAUCUUACAGUCCUAUGGUGCGACCGCAGCAACAGCAGUCGUCUGCGCCUUCAAAUUCCGCCCAGCCUGCGAUACCAAAUCUGCGUAUACGGCAACGGCGAUUCAAACGAGGCCACAGACCGAACGCCAUCUCCAUCAUAGACCCUGACACAGGCAAAGACAGACUAAACGAGGUAUUCGGCGAAAACUCCGACUCGGACUUAAACUCAAAACCGGACGAGAACAAAAAAACGGCCGAACUUUACAAAAAAGUGCAGGAUGUGCUUGACAAGCUCACCCCGAAAAAUUUCGACACUUUGAUCGCGCAAACGCGCAAGCUUGAAUUUAGCAACGCCGAACGCCUCCAGGGCGUCAUAGAUUUGGUGUUCGAGAAGGCGGUGGACGAGCCGAACUUCUCCGUUGUUUACCCUCGGAUGUGCAGAGAGUUGGCGCUGAUUCAGGUGCCUACUGCGAACAGCACGCCCGAAGCGCCGGAUUUUGUCAACUUUAAGAAGUUGCUGAUCACCAAGUGCCAGAUUGAGUUUGAGAAGCAAUCGGUGGACGAGUCCACAAGAGAAGUGAAGAUGAAGGAAAUCGAAGCCACCGCUGAUGCGGACAAGAAGAAGGACCUGCAGUUUGAACUCGACAAGUACGAUAGAAAAGUAACGAUGAGGAGUGUGGGCAAUGUAAGAUUUAUUGGCGAACUUUUCAAGCAGCAGAUGCUCACCGUGAACAUCAUGCUGCGGUGCUUGAACAAAUUGCUCGACAAAAAGGACGAGGAGAGCCUCGAGUGCCUGUGCAAGCUGCUCACCACCAUCGGCAAAGAGCUGGAGACGAAAAACGUCCCUCUCGAGCCGAUAUUCAAGGUGAUGCGCGACAUUGUCGAACGGCGCACCAUUAUAGUGAGCUCGCGCGUGGAACGCCUGGUACAAGACGUGAUUGAUCUGCGAGCCGCCAAGUGGGUGCCACAAAGACAGGAAGUGAACCCCAAGACGGGGCGGCACUUCAACGCGAACUUGUCCAACACGAGGAAAAAAGGUGCUAACAUUAAGAAUGUGGUGGCUCCACCAAUGGCGGCACAAUCAAGCAACAUCUACACUGCAAUGGAAAAAGCGUGGCCUGCUGCUACUGCUCCACAUUCAGAUGAGCAGGCUGAAAAAGGUAAAAGUAAAAUGUAUUGA
Brassicogethes aeneus is the source of this 1209-nucleotide messenger RNA. The record is from the annotation of a GenBank genome assembly. Lineage: Eukaryota; Metazoa; Arthropoda; Insecta; Coleoptera; Nitidulidae.